AUGCUAGUUUCAUCAGAAACCAUGAAGCCACACCAAUUUUCAAACAAGACACACAACAACAAAUUGUACAUACCUCCCCUCGGCCUCGCUCUUGUGCUGCUAAUCUCAUUGGCCUCUCCCACAAGUUCCUGCACGGAGCAUGAGAAGACCUCCCUUCUCCAGUUCCUUGCUGGGCUGUCGAGUGACGGUGGCCUCGCUGCCUCAUGGCAGGAUGGCAUGGAUUGCUGCACGUGGAGAGGGAUCACCUGCAGGCAAGAUAGCAUGAUCACCAGUGUCAUGCUGGCUUCAGAAGGCCUAGAGGGGCACAUCUCGGAGUCCCUUGGAAACCUCACCGGGCUGCAGUACCUUAACCUCUCUCACAACUCGCUGUCUGGUGGUCUGCCACUGGAAUUGGUGUCGUCCAGCAGCAUCACCGUCCUUGAUGUCAGCUUUAACCAGCUCAAUGGAACACUCCACGAGCUGCCAUCUUCAACCCCUGCCCGGCCACUGCAGGUACUGAACAUCUCAAGCAACCUAUUUGCAGGACAGUUUCCAUCCGCCACUUGGAAAGCAAUGGAGAAUCUGAUAGCACUCAUUGCAAGUAAUAACAGCUUUACAGGGCAGAUGCCAACUCAUUUUUGUAACAGCUCACCAUCCUUCGUGGUGCUUGAUCUGUGUUUAAACAAAUUCAGUGGCAACAUUCCCCAACGGAUUGGUGAUUGCUCCAAGCUGAGAGACCUCAGGGCUGGGCACAACAACCUCAAUGGAACACUUCCAGAUGAACUUUUCAAUGCAACCUCGUUGGAAUACCUGUCCUUUUGUAAUAAUCAUUUAAAUGGAGUUAUUGAUGGUGCGCACAUAACCAAGCUCAGAAAUCUAGCAACACUUGAUCUUGGAGGGAACAACUUCAGUGGCGAGAUUCCAGAUUCCAUAGGCCAGCUCAAGAAAUUGGAGGAGUUCCAUUUGGACAACAACAAAUUGUCAGGGGAGCUGCCAUCAGCUCUAAGCAACUGCAUGAAUCUCGUAGUGAUUGACCUCAAGAAUAACAAUUUCAGUGGACAGCUCGCCAGGGUCAAUUUCUCCAACCUUCCCACUCUGAAAACAUUAGACCUUAUGAACAACAACUUCACUGGCACAGUUCCAGAAAGCAUUUACUCUUGCAGCAAUCUGAUUGCACUGCGGCUAGAUGGCAACAAGUUACAUGGGCAGCUUUCACCACAAAUAAGCAAUCUGAAGUCCCUCUCCUUCCUAUCACUUGGUAAAAACAAUUUCACAAACAUCACAAAUACGCUUCAGAUCCUUAAGAGCUGCAGGAACAUUACCAGUCUGCUUAUCGAUGAUAACUUCAAGGGAGAGCUCAUGCCAGAGGAUGACAGCAUUGAUGGCUUUGAAAAUCUCCAGGUUUUAGACAUGAAAAAUUGCCAGUUGUCGGGAGAAAUACCUCUAUGGAUAUUAAGGCUCACGAAUUUGGAGAUGUUAGUUUUAAAUAGCAAUCAACUCACUGGGCCAAUACCUAGCUGGAUCAACUCCCUGAGAUUUCUCUUCUUUAUGGAUGUGUCAAAUAACAAUCUUAUAGGAGAAAUUCCAUUAACCUUGAUGGAGAUGCCAAGGCUAAAAUCAAUUGGAAACGCGACUCAUCUGGACCCGAGGCUUUUUGAGCUGCCUCUUUAUAAAGGUCCAUCACUUCAAUACCGUGUGGUUACAUCUUUCCCAAACACGUUGAAUCUAAGCAACAACAACUUCACAGGUGUGAUUCCCCCACAGAUUGGUCAGUUGGAAGUGCUUGGUGUAGUUGAUUUCAGUUUUAACAAGUUAUCCGGGCAGAUCCCACAAGCGAUUUGCAGCCUCACAAACUUGCAGGUGCUAGACUUGUCCAACAACAAUCUCACAGGUGAUAUUCCAGCUGCAUUGAAUAGCCUGCACUUCCUUUCAGCAUUCAACAUUUCGAACAAUGACCUACAAGGGCCUAUUCCUUCUGGAGGCCAGUUUGAUACAUUUCAGAAUUCUAGUUUCGAUGGGAACCCAAAGCUGUGUGGCUCUGUUCUCACUCAAAAAUGCAAUUCAUAUUCAGCAGAAGAACAUCACAUUCUGUCAGCAAAACAAACUGACUACAAGGUGGCCUUUGUGACUGCCUUCAGUGCAUUCUUUGGAGUAGGGGUUCUGUAUGAUCAGUUAGUCUUGUCAAGGUAUUUCGUCAAGUCCUAUUUCGCUUAA
This is a messenger RNA of Triticum turgidum subsp. durum (durum wheat), 2193 nucleotides long. NCBI's taxonomy places the organism in Eukaryota, Viridiplantae, Streptophyta, Magnoliopsida, Poales, Poaceae. The record is from the annotation of a GenBank genome assembly.